Molecule: messenger RNA, 5788 nt
Organism: Numida meleagris (helmeted guineafowl)
Lineage: Eukaryota; Metazoa; Chordata; Aves; Galliformes; Numididae
Gene: SLC4A10
Product: solute carrier family 4 member 10
Exons: 26
Coding region: 198-3488 (1096 amino acids)
Biological process (GO): regulation of intracellular pH; transmembrane transport; monoatomic anion transport
Cellular component (GO): plasma membrane; basolateral plasma membrane
Molecular function (GO): solute:inorganic anion antiporter activity; monoatomic anion transmembrane transporter activity; sodium:bicarbonate symporter activity
Source: RefSeq, a predicted model, not a curated record
GUGAUAUAGCUGUGUCAGCCUCCUUGUCUACUGGAUGUCUGUAACUGCACGGAGGAGACUAUAUUUAAGAUCUGAUAUCUGGAGGGUAAUGACUCCAGCACUUACUUAUGGACAGAAUGGCUGUUAAUGCUUUCUUCACUAGCCCAGAAGAUUUUGAAAGAUAGAUGGAUCUGUGAUGCACUUUUGUAAGACAGGAAAUGCAAUUUUUGGGGGUCUCUGGAAAUAGAAAGGUCAUGCAGCUUGGAACCGGUGAGACAUUACAAUCUUUAAGUCAUCAGAGAAAUGAUGAAGAAGCUGUUGUGGAUAGAGGUGGAACUCGCUCCAUUCUCAAAACUCAUUUUGAAAAGGAAGAUCUAGAAGGUCAUCGAACAUUGUUCAUUGGUGUUCACGUGCCACUGGGUGGAAGAAAAAGUCAUAGGCGCCAUAGGCACCGUGGGCAUAAACACAGAAAAAGAGACAGAGAACGAGAUUCAGGCUUAGAAGAUGGGCGAGAGUCUCCUCCUUUUGAUACUCCAUCACAAAGGGUGCAGUUUAUUCUUGGAACAGAAGAUGAUGAUGAGGAACACAUUCCUCAUGAUCUCUUUACUGAGCUUGAUGAAAUUUGUUGGCGUGAAGGAGAGGAUGCUGAGUGGAGGGAGACAGCAAGGUGGUUGAAGUUUGAAGAAGAUGUAGAAGAUGGUGGGGAGAGGUGGAGCAAACCAUAUGUUGCCACACUGUCACUUCAUAGCUUGUUUGAGCUGAGAAGCUGUAUCCUGAAUGGCACAGUUUUGUUGGACAUGAGAGCUAACUCAAUAGAAGAAAUUGCAGAUAUGAUUCUGGACCAGCAGGUGGGCUCUGGGCAGCUCAGUGAGGAUGUUCGUCACAGAGUGCAUGAGGCAUUAUUGAAACAGCAUCACCAUCAGAACCAGAAGAAACUGAGCAAUAGGAUCCCGAUUGUAAGAUCCUUUGCUGAUAUCGGAAAGAAGCAAUCUGAGCCACAUUCCAUGGAUAAAAAUGCAGGUCAGGUUGUUUCCCCACAAUCUGCUCCAGCCUGUGUUGAAAACAAAAAUGAUGUGAGCAGAGAAAAUAGCACUGUUGACUUUAGCAAGGUUGACCUACACUUCAUGAAAAAGAUACCACCUGGAGCUGAAGCAUCUAAUAUCUUAGUUGGUGAGCUGGAAUUCCUGGACCGUGCAGUUGUUGCUUUUGUUAGGUUAUCACCUGCGGUGCUGCUUACAGGACUAGCUGAAGUUCCAAUUCCAACUAGAUUUUUGUUUAUUCUUCUUGGACCAUUGGGUAAAGGGCAACAGUAUCAUGAGAUUGGAAGAUCGAUUGCAACACUGAUGACAGAUGAGGUGUUCCAUGAUGUUGCUUACAAAGCAAAAGACCGUAAUGACUUGGUGUCUGGAAUUGAUGAGUUUCUUGAUCAGGUUACAGUUCUCCCUCCUGGAGAAUGGGACCCAACAAUACGAAUAGAACCACCUAAAAAUGUUCCCUCUCAGGAGAAGCGUAAGAUUCCAGGAGUGCCAAAUGGGACUGCGGCUCAUGGGGAACCAGAGCAUCCUGGAGGACACUCUGGACCAGAACUGCAACGCACUGGAAAAUUUUUUGGUGGAUUGAUUUUAGACAUAAAAAGAAAGGCUCCAUUCUUCUGGAGUGACUUCAGGGAUGCUCUCAGUCUACAGUGUCUGGCAUCGUUUUUGUUUCUCUACUGUGCUUGCAUGUCUCCUGUCAUCACAUUUGGUGGUCUACUGGGAGAAGCAACUGAAGGUCGUAUAAGUGCAAUAGAAUCGCUUUUUGGAGCAUCUAUGACUGGAAUUGCCUACUCUCUGUUUGGUGGACAGCCUCUCACUAUACUUGGCAGCACAGGACCAGUUCUAGUGUUUGAGAAGAUUUUAUUCAAAUUCUGCAAAGAGUAUGGGUUAUCAUACCUCUCCCUGAGGGCUAGCAUUGGACUGUGGACUGCAAUCCUGUGCAUCAUCCUUGUUGCAACUGAUGCGAGCUCCCUAGUCUGUUACAUUACCCGGUUUACUGAAGAAGCUUUUGCUUCUCUUAUCUGCAUAAUUUUCAUUUAUGAGGCCUUAGAGAAGCUAUUUCAUCUCAGUGAGACAUAUCCGAUCAACAUGCAUAAUGAUUUGGAUCUGCUGACUAAGUACUCAUGCAAUUGUGUGGAACCAGAGCAUCCUAGCAAUAAAACCUUACGAUACUGGCAGGACUACAAUAUAUCUGCAUCUGAUGUGCCAUGGGGGAACCUAACUGUGUCAGAAUGUAAAAAAUUUCAUGGAGAGUUUGUUGGACGAGCCUGUGGUCACCAUGGUCCUUAUGUUCCAGAUGUCCUCUUCUGGUCUGUCAUCUUAUUCUUUUCUACAGUAACUCUGUCAUCCACACUGAAGCAGUUCAAAACUAGCCGAUACUUCCCAACAAAGGUACGAUCUGUUGUCAGCGACUUCGCUGUCUUUCUCACUAUUUUGUCCAUGGUUUUAAUUGACUAUGCCAUUGGGAUUCCAUCACCAAAACUACAAGUUCCAAAUGCUUUUAAGCCUACCAGAGAUGAUCGUGGAUGGUUUAUUACUCCUUUGGGGCCUAAUCCUUGGUGGACAGUGAUAGCUGCUGUAAUUCCAGCUCUGCUUUGUACUAUCCUUAUUUUUAUGGACCAGCAGAUUACAGCUGUCAUUAUAAAUAGAAAAGAGCAUAAACUAAAGAAAGGAUGUGGAUACCAUCUCGACUUACUCAUGGUAGCAGUCAUGCUUGGAGUGUGCUCCAUUAUGGGAUUGCCAUGGUUUGUUGCAGCCACUGUCCUCUCUAUUUCUCACGUGAAUAGCUUAAAACUGGAAUCAGAGUGUUCUGCUCCAGGGGAGCAGCCGAAAUUUCUUGGAAUCCGGGAGCAAAGAGUCACAGGGCUCAUGAUUUUUGUACUUAUGGGCUCGUCUGUCUUUUUGACAAGUAUUCUGAAGUUUAUCCCUAUGCCAGUACUUUAUGGAGUAUUCCUUUACAUGGGUGCUUCAUCUCUAAAGGGAAUUCAGCUUUUUGAUAGGAUAAAAUUAUUCUGGAUGCCUGCAAAGCAUCAGCCAGAUUUUAUUUAUCUGAGGCAUGUUCCUCUUAGAAAAGUCCAUCUCUUCACUGUAAUUCAGCUGAGUUGUCUUGUUCUCCUGUGGAUUAUAAAGGUUUCAAGAGCUGCCAUUGUCUUUCCCAUGAUGGUCCUAGCUUUGGUAUUUGUCCGAAAACUCAUGGAUUUCUUUUUCACUAAACGGGAGCUCAGUUGGUUAGAUGAUUUGAUGCCUGAGAGCAAGAAAAAGAAACUAGAAGAUGCUGAGAAAGAGGAAGAACAAAGUAUGUUAGCAAUGGAAGAGGAAGGGACUGUUCAGUUACCACUAGAAGGACAUUACAGAGAUGAUCCAUCCGUGAUAAACAUUUCUGAUGAAAUGGCAAAAACUGCUGUGUGGAAGACACUGUUGAUAUCCUCGGAGAAUGCAAAAGAUAAGGAGUCAAGCUUUCCUUCUAAAAGUUAAGGAAUUAUUCCCAUGAAAACUGUGCUGAUAUCAGACAAGAGAAGAAAGCUGACUCAGGGAAAGGUGUCGACCGGGAGACUUGUCUAUGACUUGUUCUUCAGUUAUUUUUUUUGCAAAUGAAUGAAAGGAGUGCCACAACCACUAGACAUAACUGAUUUGAUCUUGUAACUUUUGUCUUUCAUCUCAAACUAGCACAGGUAAUGUAGUGCAAUGUUUGUCUCAUUACCCUUUGUGUACAUUGUCUGCUAUCUGUGCAAAAGUCUGCAGUAGCCAAUGCAAAAAAUCUUCAUUUCCUUUGCUGGUGUUGGCCGUUUAACAGUAUUCAUAUCAUAAAUUUAACAAGCAAAGUUUCUUUCAAAUUCAACUUACCUGUUAAUAGGUUUGUACUGUAUUUUGCUACUUUUCCUGUGUGAGAAGACUUAAUCUUCACUCAAGGUGAACUUGAAACAAUUGUUCCAAUUUUUUUGUUUAAUCAUUUUACUGGAGGAAGUGAUUUUAGGAGACCGACCUUGACUAGUUGAGAUUAAAGAAGUUUUUAAAGUGAGAACUGAUCUUACCCUGUGAACAAACUCCCAAGUGUAAUCCUUUUCUCCUCAAAUUGUCAUUCUGAAGUCAUGGAUUACUCUUGCAAUGGCAAUUGCAGGGUCAGAUUCUGUAUUUGUGCAGUUUUUCUUGAUUUAAUACAGUGUAUUUAAUAUUCAAAUUUGUAUGUAACUGGAACAUAGUCAUAUAUAUAGUAUAUUAAAAAUAUCUAUUAUAAACAUUCCGUCACCUUAGUUGAAGAAUACCACCACAUCCUUUGAUAUGCAACAUUGGUACAGUAUUUGUAAAAAUGCAAUCUGUGAUUACAGUAUCUUGUAUUGUACGAAUGUCACCAUGGUAGGCCAAAUAACUGCAUUACAUCAUUACUGAAUCCGUUAUUUUAUAAUAGGGAAAAUUUUAUAGCUGCAAACUAUAACCCCCAUGCAGUUAUAUCACCUGCCCAGUCAUUUUCUUCUUUUUUCCUAAAAUACAUUUAUAUUGUUUUGUCUCUACUAACAAAUGUGGAACUCUUAAUUCUGGAGAUUGCGUGUACUUAGAUGGAUAUCCUGUUAUUGGUUUUGUUACAGCCAUUAACUGUUCCAUAAAGCACAUAUUGAUUAAAAGAUUAAAAACAACAUUGCAAAGUAAAAUGUGGCUUUAAAGCCCUUUGCAAAGACAUUUUUCAUAACUGAUUUUCUUAUUACUUGAUCCAUCAAGCUUUUCUUUUGUGUAAAACAAGGACUGUGAGAUUAGGUAUUGAAUUAAUAGAAAACGUGGAACAAAAGUUUUAUGGAUUAUUUGAAAUUUACCAAUUUUAAAAUUUUUUUAGAUAAAUUUUUAAAUGAUUAAUUAAGACUAACUGUCACUACUGCUUAGGAUUCAAAGAAUGAGAAUCUACACCAUUGUGAUCAUUAUAGCAACUUAGUGACAGGGCUUUAACAUUCGCUAGAUUACCAAAACAUGCUAAUCAUCCCAUAGCCCUCGUGUGAAUAACUUUUCAUAUCCAAUACAUUGAAAGCAUUCCUUCUAAUGUUUUUGCGUGAGAGUGUGUAUUUACUUUUUACUACUUCAGCCAUAAACAAUAACUGCAUUUUGCUGCAAACCACUAGGGUUACUGUUCUAAGUUUUUCCUAGCAUUAUCAAAGCCCACUUAAAGGCCAUUUCUAUGGGGGAAAAACAUCUAAUGGACACAAAGGAGGAUUUACAUUUAAUUAAAUGUUUGUAUUUAUAAAUUUAGGAAAAAAAUGCUGAUGCAUUAAGGUUAAACGCUUUUUUUUGUGUACUUGAUGAUAAAUUGUAAGAUUUCAAUUGUUUUAAGGUUAGUAUAGAAGUUCAAUACUGGUUUAUCCUGAAAGCAGCCUGAUGGUGUUUUAAUAUGUUGCUGACUUUGUUACAGAUAAUGUAUACAAUCAAAAUGUAUUAGUUUCACUUGACCAGCUCUUAGAAUAUUAAGAAAUCAGUGUAUUCAGUGGCAUUCUGUACUUUUGUUCAGUAUUCCAGAGUGUUUUAUUUUUUUUAAACAAACUGUCACUCUAUUCUUGUGUGAAUUUAAAUGCUAUUCUGAUGUUAAUCUCAACGUUCUGAAUCACACACAAUAUAAAGAAAAUGUAGUGCUAUAUUUACUUCUAAUUUCAUAUUCUUGCUCAAAAUUACUUAAAUUCUUGGAUGUAAUUUAUUACAAGAGUUUAUGUGUACAUGUGAAUAGACUAUUGUGUUUUUCACAAUUAAGAACUGUUACGUGAAAAUAAAUAUUUAUCCUAACUAAUUUUCAAUUUUUA